This is a messenger RNA of Heterobasidion irregulare TC 32-1, 435 nucleotides long. RefSeq lists its product as uncharacterized. The transcript has 3 exons. Bases 1 to 435 code for a protein of 144 amino acids. The record is from RefSeq and is a predicted model, not a curated record. NCBI's taxonomy places the organism in Eukaryota, Fungi, Basidiomycota, Agaricomycetes, Russulales, Bondarzewiaceae.
AUGAAGUUCUUCACCACCUUCGUUUCAGCCAUCGUCCUCACCGCCUCGGCCGUCACCGCGACUCCCAUUGUAAAGGUCGCCAACCUUGCUUCCUCUGGUCCUAAGGGUCCAGCAACCCUCAUCGUCUACAGUCCCCACGUCACAGCCCCCACCGCAGGCCAGAUUUGGACGACGGGUUCAAACCAAACCGUCACAUGGGAUACCUCCGAUAUCCCCGAUGAGAAGCAGGAUUCUCCUGGAAUGCUCCUCCUCGGUUACUUGGAAAACGGGAGUGAAAAUCUGGACAUCAACACGCCUCUCGCUGUGAACUUCCCCCUCAGCGGAGGAAAUGUCACCUUCACGGUCCCCGUGGUGGACACCCGGACCGACUAUGUUGUAGUUUUGUUCGGUGAUUCUGGCAAUACUUCUCCCCAGUUCACCAUCUUUAAAGCUUGA